AUGUCCACCUCCACCUUCUUCGUUUGCGGUGCCACCGGCACCCAAGGCGGCGCCGUGAUCAACCACCUCCUCAAAGCCGGCGCCGAAGUCCACGCCAUAACCCGCAACCUAGACACCCCAGCGGCCCAGAACCUACAAUCCCGCGGUGUAAACCUCAGUCAAGGGGACUUCACCGACCUAGAAACAUUCAAACAAAGCAUGAAGGGAUGCACCGCGCUCUUCCUCAACCUAAUGCCCGACCUACGUGUCCCAAACAGCGAAGUCCACCAGGCCGAAAACAUUCUAUCAACCGCCAAAGAAGCGGGCAUCAGGCACGUCAUCUACUCUAGUGGGUUUUCUGUCAACGAGCCCCAACGCCUAAGGAACUGGGACCCGAACAGUUUCGUGGCGAAGAUUCUACUCAACAAACAAGCCGUCGAAAAUAAAGUGAGAACAGCUGGAUUCGAGUACUGGACUAUUUUACGACCUGGCAACUUCAUGGCGAAUUACUUGCAUCCCCUUGUUCAGAUGUAUCCCGGGUUUGUUGAGACCGGCGUCUGGACUACCGCUCUACUUCCUGAGACGAAGCUUCCGAUGGUGGAUCACAAUGAUAUCGGAGCUUUUGGGGCUGCGGCACUGUUCGAUCCCGCAAGAUUCCAUGAGAAGGAGAUUGAGAUUGCUUCCGAGUUUAUGCAUCCGGAGGAUGUGACGAAGGCAUUGUCGCGCGCGACUGGCAGGGAUGUCAAAGUGGACUUUUUGUCGCAGGAAGAGAUUGAAAAGCAAGCUACGCAGAAUCCGUUCAUUGGGGGCCAGUUGUUGGCCCGCGAUAUGGCACAGUUUGUAGAUUUGGAGGAGGUGAGAGCUUGGAAGCUGCCUUUGGGGACGUUCGAGAAGUUUUUGGAGAGGGAGAAGGAGAGGGUAAAAACGACUUGGUCUGUUUAA
Aspergillus oryzae RIB40 is the source of this 921-nucleotide messenger RNA. RefSeq names its product NmrA/HSCARG family protein. The record is from RefSeq and is a predicted model, not a curated record. NCBI's taxonomy places the organism in Eukaryota, Fungi, Ascomycota, Eurotiomycetes, Eurotiales, Aspergillaceae. The transcript has a single exon. Bases 1 to 921 code for a protein of 306 amino acids.